Messenger RNA from Blepharisma stoltei, 5991 nucleotides. Lineage: Eukaryota; Ciliophora; Heterotrichea; Heterotrichida; Blepharismidae. The record is from the annotation of a GenBank genome assembly.
AUGGAAAAGUGCGAUAUCAAAGGUUUUAAGCAAUUUCCUCUAAGUUUAAUUUUGGAAGAAUUAGAAAAAGCCUCAAGAAAUUUUCAAAAGUAUAGUGAUUGCCUUUACAAAGUAAAAGAUAUAAUAUCCAGCAAAUUUGAACAAAUAAAAGCUAAUAUCCAAAAUAAAACAAAUCCUGAAAAGAAAAGAAUUGUUGAUGAAAUAUCUUCUAUUUUAGAUUUUUUGCCAAAAGAAUAUGAAGCUUCAGCUAAGAACUUAAUUAAAGAAAUAGUGAAAAGUUAUAAAGAAAAUAAAAAAGAUACAAGAGGAAGAAUCGAUGCUCUUGCGAGCAAUCAAGAAAUAAGCGAUAUAUGCAAAAUGAUUAAUUCUUUAAAAAAGGAUGGCUCCAAUUCAGAUUAUGCAUAUGCGAAAAAUAAAUUGAGGGAUGCUUUAUAUUUAAUUAAAGGAGAAAUUAAUUUAGCAAUGCAUAGGAAAGAUUUAGAUAUUGUUUUUAAUAAAGCAAGGGUUUUGAAGCUUAAAGAAAAUUUAGAUUCAGUAUUGAAAGAAAGCGAUGGAAUACUUACAGAAAUUUAUGAUAGUAUCACUAAGUUAAUAAAAAAGGCUUUAAAUAUUCUUCUGAAUAUUGAGCAUAAGGAAGAUAGUGCUGAGAUUAUAGAAGCAUUCAAAAUUUAUUCUAUUACAAUGGAUUUUAAAAUUGAUUGUGAGAAAGAAAAUAUGUUGUCUAACAUGUUUGGAAUUAAUAACACUAUCGAAAGCAUGCAAGCUAGCAUUAUAGCCUUUUACGAGAAACUUGACAAUAGUUAUAUGGAAUAUAAACCUCCAAAAAACACUAUCAAGUGCAGCACAAUAUUAAAUAAAAUCAAACAAUGGGAUGAUUUUUUACAAAUUUUUAAAGAAUAUCAAAAUCAUCAUCCCAGGUUUGACAUUUUAAAAAUUAGAGGAAUCCGCCGAUAUGCAGAUUUUGCUGAUGAUUUAAAUCAAACUCUUUAUGAUUUUUAUGAUUAUAUCUUAAAUUUUAGGAUUCAAAAUGAUGAAAUUAAGCACCCAAAACUUUUAGAGGACCGUAUUAAUAAUAUCAAAGAAAAAUGAGACCAAAUAAAAAGUUUUGAGGGAGUAAAAAUCCAUUUAAAUUCAAAUAUUGUUAAUCUUAAAGAAAUACAAUCUGAUGUAAUCAAAUCCAUUUCAGAUGAAAUGUAUAGGAUUGUCGAAGACGCUUCAAAUUUGAUAAAGAAAGAUGAUAUCAGGAAAGAAGAUUUUAAUCAAAUUCAGAUUUAUUAUAAUUGUUUGACUCAUUUCGAGGCAAAUUUAAGUAUUAAAGGUUUUGCUUUCAAUAAUACACUCAGAAUGAUAGAAGACAAAAUUUAUGAAAAAACAUUAGAAUUAAAGGAAAAAGCUGAAAAAGGAGAGGGAGCAAGCGAAAUUGUUGAGUCUAUGAUAGGCAUGAAAAAUAUUUCAAAUAAUUUUUCUUUAUUAAAGAAAAGAUUAGAUUCAAUUUUGGAUGAAUUUUUAGAGACAUUUAGGAAAAAGAACAAAACAAUAGCAGUCGCAAUCUUAGAAGAGCUAGAAAAGCACCCUAGUGGACUAGGACUCUGCAUUAUCACAGAACAUAAAUUCUUUGAAGGGGUUAUGCAAAGAUUGUGGCUGAAAAAAACUCAAGAACAUGGAAUCGACUAUGCCUUGGAGCAUAUCCAAGGCUCAAAUUUGAAUAUUGAAGAGCUAAACAAUAACUAUUUGGCCUACAUUGAAAAAUUAGGUGAAAUCCAAAAAAUUUAUUUAAGACUGACUAGCAAUGAAGGAGUGAAUACUGCGAUAGCUCAAAUAGUUAGCGAAAUCCAGGUUCUAUCUAAAAAAUACACGAAAGAUUGUCGAAAUCCAAAUAUUAGUCUAAUAAAAACAUAUAUUCCAGAGCUUUUAGCGUAUAUUGCAUGGCUAUGGGUACUUUUGAAUAUUAAAAAAUACAACCAAGAUGUGAAUGAUGAAGAUAGUCAAAUUGCAUUCGUAACUCCUCACGCUAUACAAGUUCUAUCAAUAUUUCGUAUGCUUGGGAUUGGCUAUAAUGAGAAUACAAAUCCUGGAAAUAAUCUUGUGCAAAUUUUAACUGGAGAAGGAAAGUCAAUUACAUUGGCAUUCUUAUCAUCUAUUCUUGCUUUAUUGGGGUUUGAUAUAAAUUGUGCUUGCUAUAGUGAACAUCUAAGUAAAAGAGACUCUCAAGAUUUUCAGCCUUUAUACACAGCUUUAAGUAUUUGCUCUUAUAUAAAGUAUGGAACUUUUAAUCAACUUUGUGAAGAUGAAAUCAAUUCUAAAGGAGAUAUUAGAGAGAUAGUUUUAGAUUUUAUUAGAUUUGGAAGGAUUCCUAAAAUUAGCUAUAGAGAUAAUGAAAGACCUAAAAUUCUCCUAAUAGAUGAAGUCGAUGUAUUUUUCACUAAAUCAUUUUAUGGAAAUAUUUAUAGGCCCCUCGCAAAGCUUAAAGAUCCAACAAUUAGCAAUUUAACAGAUUACAUAUGAAAAUAUAUACAAUAUGGCAGUAGUAAGUUUAUUUCAAUCUUUUCUCCUUUUUAAAGUUUUUUUGAUAUUUCACAUGCUUGGUCUCUUUUAUGAAGUAUAGAAAAACGCCUAAGCUUUUUGAGUGAUUGGAUUCAAAUGAGUAUAAUCAGUGCUGCCAAAAAUUUCCAGGCUUUGAAUUUCUUAUAGAAGAAGCUGUUAAAGAUAUGAUAACUCAUGUGCGUCAAUUUGAGUCUCAUGGUUAUAUAGUCAAAAAUGAUAAAAUUUGCUACAAAGAGAAUGAUGGGAUUUUAUCUAAUAUUGUUUAUGGGUAUAGCACAUUGUUUGCUUAUUAUUUGGAGAAUGAAAAAGGAAAUAUUAGUCAAGAUAGCUUAAAAGAAAAUAUUUUCAUUGGAAUUAAAUGUGGAAUGUUCUCAUUUGCAGAAAUACCUCAUAAAUAUAAAUAUAUUAUGGGAGUCACUGGAACUUUAGAAGAUUUAGGGGAUUAUGAAAAAAAUAUUAUAGAGAAUGAAUAUAGAAUAAAAUUAAAAACGCUAAUGCCAUCAGUAUUUGGGGAAAGCAAUAGAAAAUUUUGUACCAAUGAGGAUAUUUAUGUGGAAAACAAGGACAAUUACUAUAAUAAGAUACUAGAACAAAUAAAUAUUCGAAUAGAAGGCAAAAAGCCACCUUGCAAAAGAGCUGUAUUGGUAUUUUUUGAAGAAGAAGCAAAAUUAAUACAUUUCUAUAAUAAUUCGAACCUAAAGAACACUGACUAUGAUAUACAGUUGAUGACAGAGAGUUUAUCGGUAGAAGAUAGAGGUAUGAUGAUUAAAAAAGCCACAGUUCCAAAUACUGUGUCAUUAUUGACAAGAGCUUAUGGCAGAGGAAUUGAUUUUAAAUGAUCAAUGCUUAGUAUAAUGGCAUAAUGGGAUCUCUAAUUCCACUGGAUAAAAGUUCUAUAAUUAGCUUUAUAAUGGCGCUUUUGUUCCUUAACAUAAAAUGAGAUCAUAAACACUCAAUAAAGAUAUCCAGAAAUUUAUAUUAUUAAGUAAAAUUAAAUUUUAAAUGUUACAAUCAUGAAGUUGAGACCAAUGGAGGAGUUCAUGUAAUCCAAGUAUUUUUAUCAGAAAAUGUAUCAGAAGAAACUCAAAUUAAGGGUAGAUCUGCAAGGCAAGGGCAGGAAGGAUCGUAUAGUAUGAUACUUUUAGAUGAUGACCUAGAAAAAUUCCAAAUCAUGAAAGAAGACAUUGAAGAAAUGAAAAAAAAUAAAACAGGAAUUUAUGAAUCUUUGAAUAGCAAAAGAAAUAAUUUUAAUCAAAUCAAGAAUGCCAAUGAAUCAAACCAUGUGAAGCAAUCAAAAAGUUUUCAUGAUGAGACAACAAAGUUUUUGAUAUGAAUCGAGUGUAUCUGUUUGCAUUUAAUUUAAUUUCAGUGAUUAUUUAUAUUUGAUUUUAAUCAAUAUUUUCUCAUGAAUAAACUAAUCUUAAGAAGUAUGUAUACCAUUUACCGCUAAGUAAGUUUAUAACUGCAUUAUCAUAUAAAGUUCGAUAUAUGAAGUAAUAUUUUAUGAAUAUUUUAUUUUUUUUGAUUAGGGUAUAGGAAUUUCAAAGGAUCUAAAGCAUUUUUACAAGAACUGAAUAAAGGUCCCAGUAUCAAUUUAGGGAUAUCCAAAGCAAUUGUUUUAAUGGAUGCAACUGGAUCUAUGUCUCAUUUAUUGCAAAAUGCCAAAAAUACAGUGAAAAUUAUGUUCUGACGCAUGUGCGCAGUGCUUUCAAAUACAGGAAUAAACCCUAGCUCCUCCAUCCAUGAGAUAUAAUAAUAAAUAUUUUUUGUUUUAAAUAUUAAAUAAUAUUUUGAUAUUUAAUCAAUUACACUCUCUUAAUUGAAUUUUGGGAGUCUUGAUGAGGAGAAAUACUCCACAUAUCCGAAAAUUUUCACAUGUAGAGAUUGGCUCCAUACAUGAUAUCAUUUUAAUUAAUGAUUGAUAAAUAGUAUAAAUCCCCCCUUUAAUAUUGGUAAACUUUCAUUUUUUAUAAACCGGAAGAAAAUUGAUUUUUGCAAGGAAAAUUUUAUAACUCCCCCCUCCGUGAGUGAACAAAAACCAUUAGAAAAAUCCUUAUUUUUUGCCCAAAACCAUGAGAGAACAAAAAAUUUUUAAUAGAAAAUUUUUUUAUAAAAAAAAAAAAAUUGAUAAUAAGUGAUAAUUAGUAUAAUGAAAUCUAUAACUAAUUCUGUUUAAUUUUAAGAAUUUGCGUUUUAAAACAUAAAUUUUAUAAAUUAAAUUAAUAUUUGCUUUCCAAUUUUUGUGAAUUAGGAUUUUUUUAAAUUUCAAAAAAAAAUUUUUUCUACAUAAAUUUUUUUAAAAAAAAAAUUAACUCUCAGUGAGUGAAUAAGAUUUUUAUGUUCACUCACGGAAGGGGGAGUAAGUAAAAUCUCUAAUUUUUAAAAAAUAGUUUUAGCUUAAUUUAAUAAAGAGAGUUUUAAGUAUGGAUUUUUAUAUAAAAAGCUCCAUUAGGCAACGAAUUGUCACUUAGGUAGCAUUUGGUCGUCCGAUCAACUUACUUUUGGACGAAGGUGAAUUUUACUUUAAUUUAUAUUUUACUAAUUUUUAAAAAAUUUUUAUAUUAUGAAAAAUUCUUUUUAAAAGAAAUUAGCCCCUUUCAAUUAAAGGGGUGGAGUAAGGAAUUUUCUUACAAAAUGAUAUAUAAAUUGAAAUUCUUAAAUUAAAACUUAUUUAACAAAUGAAAUAAUAGAAAAUUUUGUUUGCUUGGGAGGAGUGAGUGCUUCCAAUUGCAGUAUUGUGUGUAUAGAAAUUAUAGUUCUACUGAAGAUAAAAUCCUCCAAGUUUCACCAUGAACAAAUAAUCCAGAUAUUCUUGAAAGGUUUAUGGCAAAUGUACAACCAGAAGGAGGUUGGGGAAACGAAGCAAUAGAGGUUGGAUUAUGGCACGUAAAUAACGUUUUAAAAAAUGAUACAAUUUCACAAGUUAUUUUAAUCGGUGAUAUGCCUCCAAAUACAGUUGAUGAUAUUCAGGAAAAACGAGGCAAAUAUAUUUCGUAUUGAAAUCAAUCUAAAUUUAGAGCUGUUGAACACUAUAAGCAGGAGUUGGCAACAAUCAUAGAUAAGAAAGUCCCAAUAAAUGCAUUUUAUGUAAAAACGUACGCUAAAGAAGCUUUUGAAGAAAUUGCAGCUUUAACAAAAGGACAAAGUGGAUUUCUUGAUAUUAAUUCAAUUUCAGGGGCUGAUAGACUAACUGAUUUGGUUUCUACUGACUCUUUCAACAAUAAGUAAAAUGUUUUCUCAUUAUUGGGAGUUUUAGCACGAAAGCUACAAGUAGUAAAUUUUGCUUAUUAUGGGGGAGUGAGAUUUUAAGGAAAGUAGCUGGAGAAGAAGCAGUCAAUCUCUAUAAAGAAAUGUACCCACCUUCAUAUAUAAGACUUUUGCAUGAAUACUCUAAUAAGCAAUUAAUAAUUUAAAUGAAAAAUUAUAUGUGAAAAAUAUUAUACUUAA